CUUUACCUUUUAACCGACGCUCCAUCUCAGGAAUACAAACCGAAAAAUCCCAAAUCGCAACAAGUUCUCCUCUCCGCCGUAAUCUACCGGAGGCUUUACCUUUCGUUGAUGGGCCAAUCAACAUCCGCCGCCGGCAAGAUCAUCCUUAAUGGACGGAGAACCAAAUUGUUAUCUUCCAAAUCUCCGAUUGAAACCGAGGUCUCACCGGACUACACGUCUUAUUUACCCGACGAGUGCUUAGCCUUAGUGUUUCAGUUUCUCAACUCCGAUAAUCGGAAAAGAUGUGCUCUCGUUUGCCGACGGUGGAUGAUCGUUGAAGGACGUAAUCGUCACCGUCUCUCUCUCCACGCUCGCUCAGCUCUGAUUACUUCGAUCCCUUCCCUCUUCUCUCGAUUCGAUUCCGUCGUGAAGCUUUCUCUAAAAUGCGACCGUAGAACCGUGAGUAUCAACGACGAGGCUUUAGCCAUGAUAUCUCUCCGGUGUCGUAAUCUGAAGAGGCUUAAGCUUAGAGCUUGCCGUGAGCUCACUUACAAAGGUAUGGCUACUUUCGCUGAGAACUGCAAAGGUUUGAACAUACUCUCUUGUGGAUCUUGCGAUUUCGGAGCUGAAGGCGUGAAGGCCGUGCUCGAUCACUGCUCCUCCCUCGAGGAGUUAUCCAUCAAGCGUCUCCGUAACUUCACCGACUUAAGUCAUGAGCCGAUCGGUCCAGGUCUUGCUGCUUCUUCUCUCAAGUCGAUUUGCUUGAAGGAGCUUUACAUUGGCGAAUGCUUUGGUCCUGUGAUCGCCGGGGCAAAGAAUCUCAGAUCUUUGAAGCUUUUCAGGUGCUCUGGUGACUGGGACAUGGUUCUUGAAGAGAUGGCGGUUAAGGAGCAUGGUAUAGUGGAGAUUCAUCUAGAGAGGAUGCAAGUCAGUGAUGUAGCUUUAGCUGCCAUCUCUAAUUGCUCGAGCCUCGAGAUUUUGCAUCUUGUGAAGACGCCUGAAUGUACUAAUGGUGGAUUAGCUGGAAUUGUUGAGAAGUGUAAGUGUUUAAGGAAGCUUCAUAUAGAUGGAUGGAAAGCGAAUUUGAUUGGAGACGAAGGGCUUGUUGCUGUGGCUAAGUUUUGUUCUAAGUUACAGGAGCUGGUUCUCAUUGGUGUGAAUCCGACAACGCUAAGUUUAGCAAUGUUGGCUGUAAAAUGUCAGAAUCUUGAAAGAUUAGCACUUUGUGGUUGUGAUACGUUUGGUGAUCCCGAGCUUUCUUGUAUUGCAGCGAAGUGUCCGAGUUUAAGGAAAUUAUGUAUCAAGAACUGUCCGAUUUCAGAUUUGGGGAUCGAGAAUCUUGCAAACGGUUGCCCUGGUUUAAUUAAAGUGAAAAUCAAGAAGUGUAGAGGAGUGAUGGGCGGUUGCGCAGACUGGUUAAGAACGGUCAGGCCUAUGCUUUCGGUGAACGCAGACACCGUAGAACCAGAAGGUCAUGAAGAAGGAAGCAAUGAUGCUGUUGAAGGAGGUUUGCAAGAGAACAGAAUCGAGUUCCCUAGUUUGAACAGCCAGAUUGUAGCACCAAGCCUUGCGUCAAGCACUAGAAGCCGGUCAGGGUAUUUCAAAUCACGAGUUGGAUUAUUCAGUGGAAUAAGUUUAGUAGCUUGCACUUUGAGACAACGUGAAAGCAGUUGAUUGGCUGUGCAAGAAAAUAAAGAUAAAUCAAGACUCCGUCCCAUGCAACUCCUUUGAUCCCAGGGUUGUUCUUCUGGUUGUGGAAGAAAACAAAGAGAGGGUCAGACAAAUGGGCUCAAAAAAAAAUUAUGCGACUCGUACAUGCAUUAAAAACAGUAGCAUAGAAACGUUGGAAACAUGAUUUCUAGUACGGGAAACAUGAUACGUGGAAACAUGAUUUCUAAAAAGUUAGGAAUAGAAACGUCGUAGAAGCGUUAUAAUAGUGCUGUUUGUUUGGCUCCUGCAGGUUCCUGUGGUUAUUCGUUUGGUUGUUGUUUAUUUUGCAGCUGCAGAUUCAGCUGCAGCUUGUUGUUCGUUUCGAAAAUGUAGGACAUUGCCGCUGCCCCUGCCGCAGAAAGUGGAUUUAGUUUUGUUCGUUUAGUUACCGCAAACGCAAUUUUCAUUUAUUUCAU
Molecule: messenger RNA, 2105 nt
Organism: Brassica oleracea var. oleracea
Lineage: Eukaryota; Viridiplantae; Streptophyta; Magnoliopsida; Brassicales; Brassicaceae
Product: F-box protein At1g47056
Exons: 1
Coding region: 109-1653 (514 amino acids)
Biological process (GO): SCF-dependent proteasomal ubiquitin-dependent protein catabolic process
Cellular component (GO): SCF ubiquitin ligase complex
Molecular function (GO): protein binding
Source: RefSeq, a predicted model, not a curated record